Messenger RNA from Pteropus alecto (black flying fox), 6418 nucleotides. RefSeq names its product PTPRF interacting protein alpha 4 (gene PPFIA4). The transcript is spliced from 29 exons. The coding region runs from base 461 to 3958 and encodes 1165 amino acids. Gene Ontology annotation, biological process: synapse organization. Gene Ontology annotation, cellular component: presynaptic active zone. Gene Ontology annotation, molecular function: protein binding. The record is from RefSeq and is a predicted model, not a curated record. NCBI's taxonomy places the organism in Eukaryota, Metazoa, Chordata, Mammalia, Chiroptera, Pteropodidae.
GUCCGGCUCCCGACGCGUAGGGCCUCCGCGGUCGCCGCGGCUCCUGGCUGCUGCGGCCUCCGAGUCGAGCUGCCCUGUUCGAGGACUGUUGUCAGAUUACUGCCCUCCAGAGGCGAUGGGUGUCACCAGACCCCACUGGGACCCUGCCAGGCCCCAGCGCUCAGCCUAAGCCGAGGGCCCUCUUCCAGCCCUGCUCUCUGUUGGCCAUGGCCAGACUCGGCUGCUGCCCGCUUGCCUGGGGACACAGGGCACCCAGCCCCAGCCCCGAGGGGCUAAGCCCAGCCCUCUGGCCUCACCCCACAGCAGUUCUUCAGGCACCAGCUGCUUUUCAGAGAAACUGAUGCCACAGGAGAAGCCCCGGCCCAGCCGUCCACUCGCCAGGCACUGCCUGCUCUGAGACCUGUGUCCUGGGUCCCCGGAGGUGCCACUCCUGUGAACACCUGCCCUGCCCACCCCCGCUAUGUGUGAGGUGAUGCCCACAAUCAACGAGGGGGACCCGCUGGGACCCCCGCAUGGCGCCGGUGCUGAUGCCAGCUUUGAGCAGCUGAUGGUGAACAUGCUGGAUGAGCGGGAGAAGUUGCUGGAGUCCCUUCGUGAGAGUCAGGAGACCUUGGCGGCCACGCAGAGCCGGCUGCAGGAUGCCCUUCGUGAGCGGGACCAGCUCCAGCGCCACCUGAACACGGCCCUGCCCCAGGAAUUUGCCACUUUAACUCGGGAGCUGAGCACGUGUCGGGAGCAGCUCCUGGAGCGGGAGGAAGAGGUGUCGGAGCUGAGAGCGGAGCGGAACAACACGCGGCUGCUCCUGGAACACCUGGAGUGCCUGGUGUCCCGCCACGAGCGGUCACUGCGGAUGACCGUGGUGAAGCGCCAGGCCCAGUCGCCCUCAGGGGUCUCCAGUGAGGUAGAAGUGCUGAAGGCCCUCAAGUCGCUGUUCGAGCAUCACAAGGCACUGGACGAGAAGGUGCGAGAGCGGCUCCGGGCGGCCCUGGAGCGAGUCACCACCUUGGAGGAGCAGCUGGCAGGCGCCCAGCAGCAGGUGUCUGCCCUGCAGCAGGGGGCAGGGAUCCGGGAUGGAGUGGCAGAGGAGGAGGGGACAGUGGAACUGGGACCGAAAGGCCUGUGGAAGGAUGAUGGCCAGGCGGAGGAGCUGCAGGAGCUGCUGGAGAAGCAGAACUUUGAGCUAAGCCAGGCCCGGGAACGCCUGGUCACCCUGACGGCGACCGUGGCCGAGCUGGAAGAGGACUUGGGCACGGCCCGCCGGGACCUCGUCAGAUCGGAGGAGCUGAGCGGCAGGCAUCAGCGGGACCUCCGCGAGGCUCUGGCCCAGAAGGAGGACAUGGAGGAGCGGAUCACCACACUGGAGAAGCGCUACCUGGCCGCUCAGCGUGAGGCCACAUCCAUCCAUGAGCUCAGCAACAAACUGGAGCACGAGCUGGCCAAUAAGGAGUCCCUGCACCGCCAGUGUGAGGAGAAGGCGCGACACCUGCAGGAGCUGCUGGAGGCGGCAGAGCGGAAGCUGCAGCAGACCACGCGCAGGGCCGAGACGCUGCCCGAGGUGGAGGCCGAGCUGGCCCAGAGGAUCGCGGCCCUCACCAAGGCUGAAGAACGGCACGGCAACAUAGAGGAGCACCUUCGGCAGCUGGAGGGCCAGCUGGAGGAGAAGAACCAGGAGCUGGCAAGGGUACGCCAGCGGGAGAAGAUGAACGAGGACCACAACAAGCGGCUGUCAGACACUGUGGACCGGCUGCUUAGCGAGUCCAACGAGCGCCUGCAGCUCCACCUCAAGGAGCGCAUGGCUGCCCUGGAGGAGAAGAACACGUUGAUUCAGGAGCUGGAGAGCUCCCAGCGGCAGAUCGCCGAGCAGCACCAUCACAAGGGCCGCCUGUCUGAAGAGAUUGAGAAGCUGCGCCAAGAGGUGGACCAGCUGAAGGGUCGAGGGGGGCUGCUGGUGGAUGGCAGCCACGCCAGGUCGGGCCCGGGCGGUGCUGCCGACGUGCGGUUCUCCCUGAGCACAACUCCCCACGCUGCCCCGGGCCUACACCGCCGCUACCCGGCUCUGCGGGAAGAGCCUGCCACGGCCUGGGAACCAUCUCCACGGCCCGGGGUGCUGGCCGUCGACAGUGACCCUGAGCUCUCCGACAUGGAUGAGGAUGAGCCAGAGGGCCUGGGGGGCUCCAUGGAUGCCGCCUCCCCCAGCAGCCACUCCGAUGCCCAGACCCUAGCCAUCAUGCUGCAGGAGCAGCUGGACGCCAUCAACGAGGAGAUCAGGGCGAUCCAGAAGGAGUCCACAGAGCUCCGGGCUGAGGAGGUAGAGACGCGCGUGACCAGCGGCAGCACGGAGGCCCUCGACCUGACCCAGCGACGCAAACGCAGCCCCAUCCCCACCUCCCUGACGGCCCUGUCCCUGGCCAGUGCGUCCCCUCCGCUCGGCGGCCGCACCACACCCAAGCUCGCCUCCCGCAGUGCUGCCCAGGACCUGGACCGAAUGGGGGUCAUGACCCUGCCCAGUGACUUAAGAAAGCACAGGAGGUGGCUGCUGUCGCCAGUGUCUCGGGAAGAGAACCGAGAGGAUAAAGCCACCAUAAAAUGUGAGACUUCUCCUCCUUCCUCACCCAGGACGCUGCGGCUGGAGAAGCUUGGCCACCUAGCCUGGAGCCAGGAAGAAGGCAAGAGCGCUCGGGAUGAGCAGGGCAGUGACCCCAGCAGCAGCGAGGACUCCUUGCACAGGGGCGCCAAGCGCAGAGGCCUCAAGUCGUCCAUCAGCCGCCUGUUCGGGAAGAAGGACAAGGGCCGGCUGAUUCAGCAGAGCAGGGAUGGAGCCACGGGCCACGUUCUGCUAAUGGACUCCGAGCUCGGCGUGCAGGAGCCCCUGGUGCCUGCCAAGCUGGGGACCCAGGCAGAGAAGGACCGGCGGCUGAAGAAGAAACACCAGCUGCUUGAAGAUGCACGCAGAAAAGGGGUGCCCUUUGCGCAGUGGGACGGCCCUACUGUGGUGUCCUGGCUGGAGCUGUGGGUGGGGAUGCCGGCCUGGUACGUGGCAGCCUGCCGGGCCAACGUCAAGAGCGGCGCCAUCAUGUCAGCCCUGUCGGACACAGAGAUCCAGCGGGAGGUCGGCAUCAGCAAUGCCCUGCACCGGCUCAAGCUGCGGCUGGCCAUCCAGGAGAUGGUGUCGCUUACCAGCCCCUCUGCUCCGCCCACCUCCAGGACCUCUUCCGGGAACGUCUGGGUCACCCACGAAGAGAUGGAAACGCUGGCAGCCCCCGCCAGGACCACCCUGGCUUACGGGGACAUGAACCACGAGUGGAUUGGGAACGAGUGGCUGCCCAGCCUGGGGCUGCCCCAGUACCGCAGCUGCUUCAUGGAGUGCCUGGUGGACGCCCGCAUGCUGGACCACCUCAGCAAGAAGGACCUGCGUGUGCACCUGAAGAUGGUGGACAGCUUCCACAGGACCAGCCUGCAGUAUGGCAUCAUGUGUCUGAAGAGGCUGAAUUACGACCGGAAGGAGCUGGAGAAGAGGCGGGAAGAGAGCCAGCAUGAGAUCAAGGAUGUGCUGGUCUGGACCAACGACCAGGUGGUUCAGUGGGUCCAGUCCAUCGGGCUCCGGGACUACGCGGGACACCUGCACGAGAGCGGCGUCCACGGCGCCCUGCUGGCCCUGGAUGAGAACUUCGACCACAGCGCGCUGGCCCUGGCCUUGCAGAUCCCCACGCAGAACACGCAGGCUCGCCAGGUGAUGGAGAGAGAGUUCAACAACCUCUUGGCUUUGGGCACAGACCGGAAGCUGGAUGACGGGGACGACAGGGUGUUCCGCCGCGCGCCGUCCUGGAGGAAGCGCUUCCGGCCGCGGGAACUCCCGGGGGGCAUGCUGGUGUCCGCGCCCCCGCCCGCGAGGAAGGUCGAGCCUGAAGCUCGGUCCCACUAUCUCUACGGACACAUGCUCUCCGCCUUCCGGGACUAGCGCGUCCCCGCCGCGGCCCCAGUCUGCUGUGACUCCUGUGGCCCCAGAGGACGGAGUGUUCCCGCCCUCCGACUCGGCGCCCUGAGACCCCGCUGUCCUGUACGUCUGAGGACGUGGCCGGCCAUCUAGUGCUGUGCAAAUUCUGUGGGAGGGACAGCGGCCACCUCUGGGUGGGUGUGACCUCCCCCUCAGCUCCUGGACCUGGUGGGCCUAGACUGCCACCCACUGGGGAAGAGAAAGAUGUCAGACGGUGCCUUGUGGGCCGGUCUAGCCUUCUGGUCCCUGUCCCCGUCCCCAUCCUGUGCCAAACAGCCUGCGUCUGGUGUGGGCACCCCUCAGCAUUCUUCUUCCCUGGAGCACCCCACAGCUGCCUCCAGCACCACCUGGGGCUGGCGGGGAGCAGCAGGCCCCUCUGCCCAGGAUGGCGAGGCUGAGGAGAGGGAGGCUGACCAGGACACUCCAGGCACUGGCUGAGUGGGACGACCGUGCCCACUGUGCGUUUGAGAGGGACAGGGGCCUCAGGCUGGGGAGGAGGGAAGGGAAGCGCUCCACUCCAUAGGCAGGCAGGGCCACGGGAGGUGGGGACAGCGGCCUGUGGUGCCUUAAGCCCAAAGGGCUGUGGGGUGGCCCCGCUGCUGGGUGGGUACAGGGACUGUGCGUCUUCGCUCUGGGGCUGAUCGGCUGUGCACUGCCAGCUGCUCCCAGCACCCCGCCCCUGGUCCCCGCGCCCAUGCUGUGGCACCCCCAGGAGCAGCCUGCUGAGCGGCUUACACACAUGUACAUGGACCUCGGAACCAGCUUUGGGGUGGUUGACUGAGGCACCCUUCCCCGACCCCCGUGGGAGAAAGCAAAGCUUUCCUGUCUGUGGGUCAGGCCCAGGCCAGGUGACUGAGUGUCAGUGAGGCCGGCGCCUCCUGCUCACGCCCAGAGCCCCCCACGUUGCUUGGGGCUCCCGUGCUGGGCAGGGACUGCCUCCUCCGAGAGCUCAGAGACCCGCCAGCUUCCGCCACGUCACUUCGUUUCCCCAGCAGCCAGCACGGUGGCGGCUGCAGCCGGGGCCGCAGUUCCUGGUUCGCUAGGAAUAACAUUCCCAAGAAAUCUCUGCUUCACGCAUUUCCUCACCCUGCCGAGGUGCCUGGGCGGCUUUGGGACCCAAGUUCAGGAUGAGCGGGCGGAAGCCCGGGCGUCAUCGUAGUGUGUGCAGCAUGUUUCCUGGAGGGGGGCUGAGCAGCUGGUUUGCAACCUGAUCGACUGAGGUUCUGAGCAGGGCGGGCGAGCAGGUGGCGUAAUGGCUCAGAGCACCCCGUCCGGGAGAGAUGGAGCCUGGGGCAGUGCCAGGGUCCAGAGCCCUUGGCCACUUUUCGGUGGAGGAGAGGUCCCCAGGUGCAGGCAGAGCCACCACGUGUCAUGCCGUCUCUCGCGGUCCCCUGCCCUCCCUAUUGAUCAGGCCACUGCAAAGGGGGCAGGAGGGGUUGAGCAGAAAAUGAGUCGGUGGUGAGAAAUGCCCUGAGCCUGGGCGGGGGGCAGUCAGAUCAUGGGGAAAACCCAGGUUCCUGAGAUGGUGGAGUUAGGGACCAGGACGCCAUCUGGCUUCAUCAGGGGACUCGAUGGGCGAGCCCCUUCUCUGCACCUGAGCCCUGCACGGUGGUCGUGUCAUAACGCAGCAGCUGGUGGGACCCGGGUCCCCUCAGGGCAUCUUGGGAUUGCAUGGAGGUGACCAAAGGCUGCCGUCCUGGUAUAUCUGUCGCCUCGUGGCCAGUGUACUUGGAGAGUCACCAGUGGCCUGAGCCCCUCACCGGCCCCCUGUCCUUGCCAGGCCCCUCCUCAGUGCCGUCCUGGCUCAGUGCAGCAGGAACAGGUGUGUGGGUGAGCGUGCGUGUGUACGUGCCAAUAAACAAGCUGGUUUUGAGACGCCCUGCAUGUGGCUCUGGUGUUUCGAGCUCACCUGGCAUGUCCAGCUCCCUCCACAGCCCUCAGGGCAGUGAAAGUGGAGUUUAAUGCCCCUCGCACAGGUGUGGAGUGCUGGGGAGGCGGCCGCUGGGGCUGCCCGUGGCCCAGCAGCUCUGCUCACCUGCUCCAGCGCCCCCUCAUCCCCCCAGCUCUGGGUCGGCGUGGCAUAGGAAGCUGCAGGGCCCCCUGUCCCCACCCCCGUCCCAAGUCCAUCCCGCUCAGCAACUCCGUGUCUGCCGAAGCCCAGCACUGACGGCAACUCCCAGACCCUGUCGUGCACCACCUGGGAGGUGUUCCUAGCCGUCCCUAGCUAUACCCAGCAGAAUUAGCGGCGGCCACGCUUUGCCCCAGCUCUCUGCCAGCUGAGAUGCUGUCUGAGUCCCACCCUUGGGUCAGCCUUGUGCCCUCUCUACCCCUCGAUGUGCAGCCUGGACUGAAUAAGCAAGCCAGCCUCUGCCAGACGGGUUUUAUAAGGGUUAGUAUUUAGUGAGAGUGAAACUCACUGGGAAC